AUGAAUGCUAUUCAAUCGCUUUAUCUGAAAAUAUUACAUGAAUUUGAACCACAAACAAAUUUCCUUAGUGAAAAAACACGUUUAUUAAAUCAACAAUUGAUUAAUUCAUUGUCGCCAUUACAGUUAAUUGCAAUUACGGCUUUUGUUACGACAUGUGGUUUAAGUAUUUAUCAAUUUUUAUUUUCCCAUGAUGAAGAUAUUUCUACACGUAUUCGAGAAAUAAUCUUUCGUAUGGCUCGUCAAUUGCCUGCUGUAAAACGUAAAAUUGCUGAAGCACGUGAAGCUACAUUGAAAACAGUCUUUAAUGAUAUAGCAAAAAGUGUUGCAGGACAUGAAUUUACUAAAGUUUUACCUGACCAUGGAUUAUCUCAAGAAGAACUUAUAAAAAAACUUGAACAUUAUCGAAAAUUAGAAAAAAUUAAUUUUAAAUCAGGAAAAAUUUCUGGUUGUGUUUAUAAAUUAGCAAAAACAGAUAUGACUGAAAUUUAUAAUAAAGCUUUUACUUUAUUUGGUGAAUCAAAUCCUCUUCAUGUUGAUGUUUUUCCUGAUAUUCGUACAAUGGAAGCUGAAAUUGUUCGAUGUGUAGCAACUAUGUUUCAUGGUGAUAUAGACGUUUGUGGAACAAUGACAUCUGGUGGUACUGAAUCGAUAUUAAUGGCUUGUAAAACUUAUCGUGAUUUAGCCAUAUCUAAAGGCAUUACUAAACCUGAAAUGUAA
This is a messenger RNA of Rotaria sp. Silwood1, 717 nucleotides long. The record is from the annotation of a GenBank genome assembly. NCBI's taxonomy places the organism in Eukaryota, Metazoa, Rotifera, Eurotatoria, Philodinida, Philodinidae.